Molecule: messenger RNA, 1478 nt
Organism: Cyprinodon tularosa
Lineage: Eukaryota; Metazoa; Chordata; Actinopteri; Cyprinodontiformes; Cyprinodontidae
Product: F-box only protein 44-like
Exons: 6
Coding region: 222-1019 (265 amino acids)
Biological process (GO): glycoprotein catabolic process; SCF-dependent proteasomal ubiquitin-dependent protein catabolic process
Cellular component (GO): SCF ubiquitin ligase complex; cytoplasm
Molecular function (GO): ubiquitin protein ligase activity; protein binding
Source: RefSeq, a predicted model, not a curated record
CUCUCAGAUAAAAUCCCACGUGCUGCGCGCGCUGAUCUUUAUAAAUAGACAUCCGGUCCUGAUGGGGAAGCUCUGCAAACAGACUCUAUAAAAAAAAGCAACGGAUUUGGUAUGAAGCGCAUAGCUGGACAAAAUCAGGACGAAACAACUGAGACCGAUCAUAGAAAAAACAAACCCUAGCAAAUCUGCCAGAGAGCCCUCUACAGCCGCCCAGAGACAAGAUGUCAGUUUCUCAAGUUAACGGGAAAUUCUCAGCUCUGCCUCACGACGCGGAAGUCAUCCCUUUUCCUUUGGAAGUCUGGGAGAAAAUCUUCCAAAAUCUGCCCCCCCAUUUUGUAGUCUGUGUGUGUCGGUUGGUUUGCCAUAAGUGGAAAGAUGUGGCAGACAGCAAGUCUUUCUGGAAGGAAAGAUGUAGAAGAGAGGGAUAUCAUCUCAAUGAUCCUACCAAAGUACCCAGAGACUGGAGGAUGUUUUACUUCUUAUCCAAGAACAGAAGAAAUCUCAUCAAAAAUCCAAGAGGAGAAGAUGGAUUUCAAAGAUGGAACAUAGUGCAGAAUGGUGGUGAUAAGUGGUCACUGGAAAACCCCAGGUUACCUCACCCAAAUCCUGCAGUCAAAAAAACCUUUGUGACUUCAUAUUAUAUGUGCACGAAAGAACAGCUGAUUGAUUUGGAGAAAGAAGGUUACAGCCCAUCAUUCAUGGAUGAGAUCCAGCCACACAUCAGAAUCUCAGACUGGUUCCAGCCACGAUCGGAUUGUGGAAGUUUCUAUGAGUGUUCUGUGCAGCUGUUAGAUAAGAGGAAACAUGUACUCCAGGAGUUUCGCCCUGAGAGGGUUUAUUUUCCUCAGUGGAAUGAUCAGAAGUGGAAUCAGAUGGUGCAUGUGUUCAAGGACUACGGACCAGGAGUGAGAUAUGUUAAUUUUUGUCAUGGUGGUCAAGACACAAAGUACUGGGCUGGACAUUAUGGAAUUCGUGUAACAGAAAGCUGUGUUGAAGUAUGUCCAGCAUUGGAAAACUAGCUUAUUGAUGUAAUGACCAGAAAGUGGGUUGGAAUAUCUUUGCAUUCUUAACCGAUAAAAACCUAUUAGGCAUUUUCCUACCUUCUAAGGUACUCCCCUUCAAAAAUAUGCUUUUUUCUGUAACAUGUUAGAUUUCUAAAUCUGUUACUCUGCAGCUAAAAAUAUAAUUGAUGUCCUGCUUCACUGUAUCUACUAACCAAAUAAAAAGACCAUCACCUGUUUAACAGUCCUCGCUAAUUUUCUAUAACAUUACAGAAUCUAUGUAAGAACUGCCUUAAUAUAUGUGUGUAAAUGUCUGUAUUACCCUGUAACCUAACACUGCAAUGUUCCUCUUUUGUCCUUAUAUCUGCACUCAUUUUAUACCAAUUAUUUUCCUUAAAGAGACGUACCUCCUUCUGUAUGUCAGCAUGGAACGUGUAUUGAGGUUAAAACAAAUAAAAACUCAAAUUUUGCACUUUA